AUGUCCGGCCCCGACUACUCGCAAAAGUCCUCCGCCCAGAUCAUCGAGGAGCAGGCAGCCUCUCUCAACGCCAAGGAGGACCGCCAUAACAAGUCUGCGUCGUACGACACGCACAACACGACACUUUCGGAAGAGAGCGGCGUCAACGAGUCGGGCUUGAGCGAGUUCCCCGGCGCUGAGGUGCAUGUUGGACGGACGGGAUACACGGGAGGAGGUGACAACAUGGGCAUCCCCGUCGAGCACGGCGGCGACCCCCGUACGGACGGCUCGACCGCUGCCGACUUUGACGACGUUCCGGCAGGCGAGGACCGUAACUCGUGGCAGGCAAAGACGCAGCCGGGAUCGAUCAACGUCUCUGGCCAGGCAAACGAAGCCCUCCGCACGACAGACGCCUCCGCCGACGGCUCGCAGCAGAACCUCACCGACUACUGA
This is a messenger RNA of Rhodotorula toruloides NP11, 432 nucleotides long. RefSeq lists its product as uncharacterized. The transcript has 3 exons. Lineage: Eukaryota; Fungi; Basidiomycota; Microbotryomycetes; Sporidiobolales; Sporidiobolaceae. The record is from RefSeq and is a predicted model, not a curated record. The coding region runs from base 1 to 432 and encodes 143 amino acids.